Messenger RNA from Plenodomus lingam JN3, 246 nucleotides. Lineage: Eukaryota; Fungi; Ascomycota; Dothideomycetes; Pleosporales; Leptosphaeriaceae. The record is from RefSeq and is a predicted model, not a curated record.
AUGACGAGCACUGAGCGCGAAGCCGAUCACUCACCGGAGUCGUACCAUUUUCAGCACGACCGUCUUCCCAGUUGGCGUCUUUUUAUUCUCUUAUCUUCACAACACCCCCAUCUGUGGAAAAACACCCACUCGGGGCAUUCAAUUGUUCGCCAUCGACUUUGGCCCUCGAGACAGAAAUUCAGCACCGACAUCGCCGAGCUCGCAGAACAAGACAACGAGCCCAUCACUCUCACCCCAAAAGUGUGA